AAACCUCCAGCAAGUUCGCUCGCCUUGUUUGUCUGCAGUGUGUCAGUCAGACAGAGGUGUCCUGCCUGCACCAGUGUGGUCGGAACUUGGACUUACUUCGACCAGGGUUCGGAUUGUGACGCCACCGAACGAAUGCAGAAGAUGUUCUUCUCUCUGCUCCCUGUUGUGGCUCUCUUGCUGAGCACACAGUCUGCACUGUCUGGCACAACCAACGACAAGCGGCUGACUACCGUGGGCCAACACUCCAAGGACAGAUCCUGGAACAGAUACAGAGAUGAGGCAGAGGAUGACUACUUCAAAAGCUGGGCACCUGCCAGGUCUCUAGACCAACAGCGAGAUACUAAGCCUGGAAGAUAUGGACGCCCAGGGACCAAAACCCACGUUGGUUCUGGCAAAAAGAUGGUGCAGGAUGGUCCUGACACCACUAAGGACCCCUGUCUGAAAGUGCACUGCCCCCCUCAUAAGGUGUGUGUCAGCCACGACUACCAGACAGCCAUAUGUACCAAUCACAAGCAGCCAACUCACAGUGUGAAAGCCCGGAAAGGCAGCGUGGGCCACAAGCAUCGGUUUGAAGCGGGAACUCACGGGAACUGCAAACUGUGUUCAUCAGUCCAUUCAAUUCCGGUGUGUGGCUCCGAUGGACACACCUACUCUUCAAAGUGUAAGCUUGAGUUCCAGAGCUGCCUUGCCAGAAAGAUGAUCUCAGUGAAAUGUGAUGGACAGUGUCCGUGUUUGCCUGGACAAUUGCUUAGCAAGACACCAUUGAAAACUGACAAGACUGCAUGCACUGACGCACAGCUCCACAGCCUGGCUGCGAGGCUCAAGGACUGGUUCGGAGUUCUCCACCUCGAUGCCAACAGAGACCUCAAAUCCACUGACAGCUCGGACUCAGCCACCGGACACUUUGACACAAGUAUCUUGCCCAUCUGCAAAGAGUCUCUGGGAUGGAUGUUCAACAAACUAGACAUGAACUUUGACCUCUUGCUGGACGAAUCCGAGCUGAGUGCCAUUUAUAUGGACAAGUACGAGCUGUGCAUGAAGCCCCUCUUCAACUCCUGUGACUCCUUCAAGGACGACAAGCUGUCAAACAACGAGUGGUGCUACUGCUUCCAGAAACCCGAGGGUUUGCCUUGCCAAGCAGAGAAGAGCAGGAUCCAGAAUCCGAGUCGAAGGAAGAGCCUCGUAGGUUACUAUAUUCCUCGCUGUACUGAGGAGGGCUACUUUAAACCGACACAGUGUCACGGCAGCACUGGACAGUGUUGGUGUGUGGACAAGUAUGGUAACGAGAUCGCCGGCUCCAGAAAGCAAGGCAACCCAAACUGCGAUGAGGAACAGGAGGCUUCGGGAGAUUUCGGCAGCGGCGGUGCGGUCAUCCUCCUCGACGACCAAGAGGAAGAAGCCUCACAGGGUCGGCAGAAGAAGAGACGGGGUCGGAUCCACCCCCGGCAAAUCACUGAAGAUGACGACGAUGAAGAAGACGACAAAGAUGACGAGAUGGGCUACGUGUGGUAGCUCCACCCGCCCCCUUCGGUUCUGACACUGUCGUCGGCCAUACCGGGAAAAGUCCAGCACAGAUUUGAAGCCAUUCCAGCAUCUCCUCCAGUGGCCGUGACAGCAAGUCCAUCUUUUCGCUGAACUCGCCCCUGUAAACUCCAUCCACGUCUUUGUCCUCAUCCGUAUCUCUCUGGCCACAUUUUCUCCUCUCCAAAAUGUUUCUCUCAACACAGAAAGGAAACGGAAAGCCUCCUUCUUUUCGGCUCCUACCUGCCAGUGCGCAGUUAAUAUUCAAACAUGGACUCACAUUUCUCUUCGUCUCGAUGGCCUUGCUCUUUUCUUGUCUGUUUGGCCCAAAUACAAAAGCCAGUGUCUUGGAUGUAAAUAUGGACAGAACAGUCCCCAGUGUAGAUUCUAACAUUCUUCUUCCAUUCUGUCCGUAUUCAAUGAUGUUCCUGCAAAUACACGCUCCCUCUUUCUCUUUGCCAUUUCACGGAAGAUUGUAAAUUAUUUAACUGUUGAUCUUGAAUGUCCCAGAAAGACCAGGUAGCAAUGCGAUUUAAUGAUGUGUCGUUGUUGUUGUUGCUGCAUGUUUCUCAUCGUGUUCCUGUAAAAGAGAGAUUUACCUGGCUUGGCUCAAAACAGAAUGUGAUGCCUAUUUGGCUGCUACAAUACUAUGUCGCUAUGUUGAUGCUGUCUAGUGUCUUUUUUUUUUGUUGUUGGUUCUUCUCCCAAUCUCAGGAGGUAGGAAGUUGCAAUGCAGGGCGAUAGCAGUGGACGCAGAGUGUCAUAACAGCUAUUUGUUAUUUCGCCAGUACGUGAGCUUGGGUUGCUGAGACUGUGCACGGACACUCAGGAAAGUGCUGCCCCUGAGCUGGGAGGACUUAAGAAGUUGGGGGGAACAGAGAAGAGGCUGUAUUCUGCCUCCCCACCCCAUGUCAACCAAGUGAACUUUUCUUUGUUAGUUUGACAAUUUAAGUAAAGUUGCACUUUGGGUGUCUUUUGAACCUUA
This is a messenger RNA of Hippocampus comes (tiger tail seahorse), 2506 nucleotides long. It is a transcript of the gene spock1, whose product is annotated as SPARC (osteonectin), cwcv and kazal like domains proteoglycan 1. The record is from RefSeq and is a predicted model, not a curated record. The coding region runs from base 133 to 1512 and encodes 459 amino acids. Gene Ontology annotation, molecular function: calcium ion binding; protein binding; extracellular matrix binding. Gene Ontology annotation, biological process: anatomical structure development. NCBI's taxonomy places the organism in Eukaryota, Metazoa, Chordata, Actinopteri, Syngnathiformes, Syngnathidae. The transcript has 13 exons.